Sphaeramia orbicularis (orbiculate cardinalfish) is the source of this 1134-nucleotide messenger RNA. RefSeq names its product NACHT, LRR and PYD domains-containing protein 3-like. Lineage: Eukaryota; Metazoa; Chordata; Actinopteri; Kurtiformes; Apogonidae. The transcript is spliced from 7 exons. The record is from RefSeq and is a predicted model, not a curated record. Bases 352 to 1134 code for a protein of 260 amino acids.
GGUCUUUGCUCCUUGGUCUUUGCUCCAGGUCUGUGCAUCUGAAGGAACAGUUCACCUGUUGAACCCUUUCAUGCUCUUUGUUUUCAGGGCUCACUGUGCCUCUGGACUUCAGCUCCACUUUGAACCCUUCAAACCCACCGAUCGGUGUGGCUUUAACCCGUUUCCGGUGAACGGGACCGGAGCGGGAUCUGUCACCGAGGCCUGUUGGAACUGGGUCCGACUCAGAGGAGCUGGUUCUGGACCGGAACCUCCGUCUGUCUGUGUGUGUGUGUCCGGUGAGACUCAGAUGUAUCCAGGAAACAGCUCAGUGUGACGAACACAAACCCUUUUCUGUUCCACGUCCACAGCAGAAUGGAUCAGAGUGAAGACAGAGAGGAGGGAGCCCCUCCCUGGAAGACCACCCACAGACCCCCCACAGGACCUGGACCUGGACCCGGACCUGGAUCUGGACCCAGCUGUGUGUCCAUGAAGAGUGAUGACUCCAUGGGUCGAUUCAUAGAGUUUAAACCAGGACGUGUUCCACAGACUCAAGCUGGACCUGGACCUGGACCUGGACCUGGACCUGGACCGGAACCUGGACCCAGCUGUGUGUCCAUGAAGAGUGAUGCCUCCAUGAUUGAACCCAUAAGUUUUAAAACAGGACGUGUUCCACAGACUCAGACUUUGAAGAUGAAGCAGGAGGAGCUGGCUGAGUGUCUGCACUGCAGAAGUCAGUAUGGAGUUCAGCAUGAGCUGAAACGUAACCUGCAGCAGAAGUUUGAGUGUGUGUUUGAGGGCAUUGCUAAAGCAGGAAACCCCAAAACCCUCCUGAACCAGAUCUACACAGAGCUCUACAUCACAGAGGGAGGGGCUACAGAGGUCAACCAGGACCAUGAGGUCAGACAGAUUGAAACAGCAUCCAGGAACCCACACAGACCACCAACAACCAUCACAUGUGAAGACAUCUUUAAAACACCAGCUGACAGAGAUCGACCAAUCAGAACGGUGCUGACAAAGGGCGUGGCCGGCAUCGGGAAAACAGUCUUAACACAGAAGUUCAGUCUGGACUGGGCUGAAGACAAAGCCAACCAGGACAUCCACUUCAUAUUUCCAUUCACCUUCAGAGAACCAAUCACAGACUCCUACAAGGUCUGA